CGAGGCACAGCGGGCGCGCGGGCCGGCCCCGGGGCCUCCAUGAUGGAGGAGCGAGCGGCCGCCGCCGUCGCCACCGCCGCCUCCUCCUGCCGCCCGCUGGGCUCCAGCGCGGGCCCCGGCCCGACGGGGGCGGCCCCGGUCUCAGCCCCCGCCCCCGGGCCCGGCCCGGCUGCUAAGGGAGGCGGCGGCGGAGGCAGCCCCGGCCCCACGGCAGGACCGGAGCCCCUGAGCCUGCCCGGAAUCCUACACUUUAUCCAGCACGAGUGGGCGCGCUUCGAAGCGGAGAAGGCCCGCUGGGAGGCCGAGCGCGCGGAGUUGCAGGCUCAGGUGGCCUUCCUCCAGGGAGAAAGGAAGGGGCAAGAGAAUCUCAAGACAGACCUGGUGAGGCGGAUCAAGAUGUUAGAAUACGCACUGAAGCAGGAGAGGGCCAAAUAUCAUAAAUUGAAAUUCGGGACAGACCUGAACCAGGGGGAGAAGAAACCAGAACUGUCGGAACAAGUCUCCAAUGGCCCCGUGGAGUCGGUCACCCUGGAGAACAGCCCGCUGGUGUGGAAGGAGGGGCGGCAGCUUCUCCGACAGUACCUGGAAGAGGUGGGCUACACUGACACCAUCCUGGAUAUGCGGUCCAAGCGCGUGCGCUCCCUACUGGGCCGCUCGUUGGAACUCAAUGGGGCCAUGGAGCCCAGCGAAGGGGGCCCCAGGGCCAUGCCGGGCCCCGGGGGUCUCAGCGGGGGUGAGUCACUGCUGGUGAAACAGAUCGAGGAGCAGAUCAAAAGGAAUGCGGCCGGCAAAGACGGCAAAGAGCGCUUGGGUGGCUCGGUGCUGGAGCAGAUCCCCUUCCUGCAGAACUGCGAGGAUGAGGACAGCGACGAGGACGACGAGCUGGACAGCGUGCAGCACAAGAAGCAGCGCGUGAAGAAAGCCCUUGGCUGCACGGUGGCUGCAGGCCAGGAGCUCGUGGCGGCGGCAGCACUAGCAGUGCUUGGCAGGGGCAUGGCGCUCAUAGUCCCAGGCGGCGUUGGACAUAACUGCGCAGGGCCCCUCUCCGGACCGACCCCUGCCCUGUCUGUCUGGGCAGGCUGUCUGAACCUUGACGCUCGGUCUUCUCCCGGGAAGGAAGAAGGAGGCGCUCAUCCCAUCCCCCUCCUCCCACACGGGCCAGAGGCUGGCGCUUCACAGCUGCCACCCAAGGCCCUGGUUCCCGAAAUGGAAGAGGAAGACGAGGAGGACGACUCAGAGGAUGCCAUCAAUGAAUUUGAUUUCCUGGGCUCAGGGGAAGACGGGGAGGGCUCUCCAGACCCCCGGCGGUGCGCUGGAGAGGGGACCCACCAUGAACUGGAAAGCCGACGGGUCAAACUCCAGGGGAUUUUGGCCGACCUUCGGGAUGUGGAUGGGCUGCCACCCAAAGUGCCUGGCCCACCUCCCGGCACACCGCAGCCCCGGCCCCACGAAGGUUCCUUUGGCUUCUCCUCAGACGUUUUCAUCAUGGACACUAUCGGGGGCGGGGAGGUGAGCCUGGGGGACUUGGCAGAUCUCACCGUCACCAAUGACAACGACCUCAGCUGUGAUCUGUCUGACAGCAAAGAUGCCUUUAAGAAGACCUGGAACCCCAAAUUCACCCUCCGCUCCCACUACGACGGCAUCCGCUCCCUCGCGUUCCACCACAGCCAGUCAGCUUUGCUCACGGCUUCCGAGGAUGGCACACUCAAGCUCUGGAACCUGCAGAAGGCGGUCACGGCCAAGAAGAAUGCCGCGCUAGACGUGGAGCCCAUCCACGCCUUCCGGGCUCACAGGGGCCCCGUGUUGGCAGUAGCCAUGGGCAGCCGCAGUGAAUACUGUUACAGUGGCGGGGCAGAUGCCCGCAUCCACAGCUGGAAGAUUCCAGACCUCAACAUGGACCCCUACGACGGUUACGACCCGAGCGUGUUGAGCCAUGUCCUGGAGGGCCACGGGGACGCGGUGUGGGGCCUGGCCUUCAGUCCCACCUCCCAGCGUCUGGCCUCCUGCUCUGCUGACGGCACCGUCCGCAUCUGGGACCCCAGCAGCAGCCCGACCUGCCUCUGUACCUUCCCCGCAGCCAGCGAUCAUGGGAUCCCCACCUCAGUGGCCUUCACCAGCACCGAGCCUGCCCACAUUGUGGCCUCCUUCCGCUCUGGCGACACCAUCCUGUAUGACCUGGAGGCUGGCAGUGCCCUCCUCACGCUGGACUCCCGGGGGAACAGUGGCCCAACCCAGAUCAACCAGGUGGUGAGCCAUCCAAGCCAGCCCCUCAGCAUCACCGCCCAUGACGACAGAGGCAUCCGCUUCCUGGACAACCGGACAGGGAAAUCCGUGCACUCCAUGGUCGCCCACCUCGAUGCGGUCACCUGCCUGGCCGUGGACCCCAAUGGUGUAUUCCUGAUAUCGGGAAGCCACGACUGCUCCCUGCGUCUGUGGAGUCUGGACAAUAAGACGUGCGUUCAGGAGAUAACAGCCCACCGCAAGAAGCAUGAGGAGGCCAUCCACGCCGUCGCCUGCCACCCCAGCAAGGCCCUUAUCGCCAGUGCGGGUGCCGACGCCCUGGCCAAGGUCUUCGUAUGAUGCCCACCUGGCCCCGCCCAGGCCGCCAUGCUGGCUAGGAAGCGGGCCGGGCAGGUGGGACUGAGGUGACCCCCAGCCUCGGUCUGGAGGCCCCGAGGCCCGGUCUCUUCCUGCCUGCCUUGGAGCCUGGUGGUGCUAACGGCCCUCUCCCCAGGAGGCCCUCCCCUCGGCCCGCCCUUCCCCGGGCCUCCUGGCAGGGUGUGCCCUCCUUCAGGAAUCGCCCUCCAGGAUGGUCUCUGGGAAUUUCCUCUUCACCCUGACACCCACUCCAGGUCUCUGAGCCACCUUCUUGGAGGCCGUACAACCAGGGCAGGGUGUCCUUGGGGAUCCGCUGUUCCAAGACGCCAGAAGGUGCCAGGUUCUCUCUUUGAACCCCUGACCCCUCCUCUCCACCUCCCUGGACCUGGGUGGGCUCUGUGCCAGGAGCCCGAUGCCCCUGCUCCGGGUCUGCCGAGGCCCUGGACCCAGCUGCAGGCCGGGCUGUCCUCCCCGGGGGUGCGGGCCUGGCCCGCCCCGGGAGCGUGCCCAGGAAGCCCCCUCCCCUCCAGCUCCCUCGACACAGCUUUCCAGACACUACCCAACGCCGCGGGGGCCAGUAACUGCCUGGGGAGCGGGUGAGGCCCUUGGGGGAGGCGCCCGUCCCUACCUCCCCCAGUACUCCUCCAAGGGCAGCCCCCCCGAACCCCCAUGGGGUCACCCAUGGGGAGACAUGGCCUUCUCUUGUCCCUCCGUGGGGCAUGGAGGGUGGAGUGGGGUCCCCCGGGCCCCCCAUAACUCCCUGUAUAUCUGUAUAAAUAAAUGGGAUUUUAAUGGAGCCCCACCCCCACCCAUGUUGUUAUCACUGUGUGAUAGUCUGUGCGUCUCCUCUCCUGACCCUCCACUCUCUUCCUCUAUUUAUUUCACUCUUUUUUGGGUUCCACCCUCUGCCCUCAGGCCCCCUUCCAGGUUCCUGUUUAUAAGGCCCAUCUCCUCUGCCCUGGACUUGUAUGUGAAUCUUGUCUCAAUAAACCCU
Messenger RNA from Hippopotamus amphibius kiboko, 3592 nucleotides. It is a transcript of the gene STRN4, whose product is annotated as striatin 4. The coding region runs from base 40 to 2580 and encodes 846 amino acids. The transcript has 19 exons. NCBI's taxonomy places the organism in Eukaryota, Metazoa, Chordata, Mammalia, Artiodactyla, Hippopotamidae. Gene Ontology annotation, cellular component: dendrite. The record is from RefSeq and is a predicted model, not a curated record. Gene Ontology annotation, molecular function: armadillo repeat domain binding; protein phosphatase 2A binding; calmodulin binding.